This is a messenger RNA of Seriola aureovittata, 2056 nucleotides long. It is a transcript of the gene guca1g, whose product is annotated as guanylate cyclase activator 1g. The record is from RefSeq and is a predicted model, not a curated record. The transcript is spliced from 4 exons. Gene Ontology annotation, biological process: visual perception. The coding region runs from base 4 to 564 and encodes 186 amino acids. Gene Ontology annotation, molecular function: calcium sensitive guanylate cyclase activator activity; calcium ion binding. NCBI's taxonomy places the organism in Eukaryota, Metazoa, Chordata, Actinopteri, Carangiformes, Carangidae. Gene Ontology annotation, cellular component: photoreceptor inner segment; cone photoreceptor outer segment.
ACCAUGGGACAAGAAGAGAGCCACACCGAGGAGAUGGACUUGGCUCAGAUUCAGGAUCUGUGCAUCAUCUUCAUGAAGGAGUGUCCGAGCGGCGCGCUGCACCUCCACGAGCUGAAGAGGAUCUUCGGGGUGCCGAGCAGCUCUGAGGAGUCCCUCUACGUCGAGACCAUAUUCCGCUCCUUUGAUACGAACCAGGAUAACACACUUGAUUUCCUCGAGUAUGUGGCGGCACUUCACCUGAUCUUUAGAGGGAACCUUGAAGAUCGGCUCAAGUGGUCUUUCAAGAUGUAUGACAAGGACGGGAACGGCAAGCUGGACAGACAGGAGGUGAAACGCAUCAUAAGGAUUAUUUACAAAAUCAAGUUCCAGACGAGCAGCGUCAACAUGUCUCCGUCUGAGAUCUGCGACCGGAUCUUCGAGUUGGUCGACCAGAAUAAUGACGGUCAGAUAACUUUGUCAGAGUUCAUGGAGGGAGCACAAAAAGACGAAUGGGUCAUGAACCUGCUCAAGUUGGACAUCAACGCCACCAGCUGGGUCACCCAGAACUGUGUGAAGUUACCAUGACUCCCAGGAUCUGUGGGGUCACCGCCCACAUGUUUUGGAUUGAGGUGCUGACUUCAUACCUUGGGUUUAGAAGCUUUGCCUUCGCUUCCUGUGACUUGAAGCUGGAGAGCGAUGCACUUUGUCAUGGCUGCAGCUCUGCCAGGAUUUUGACGGCUGGUCCAAAGGUCCGAGUCCUUGCUGUGGUCCGUCUUGGCAGUGAGCUCAUGUCUCUGUUGAAAAAAAUCCAAUACUCACAUAGAAAGUGUGUUGUUAAAAGCUAUACGGUCGGUUAUUGUAUAUUUAUUAAUGCAUGUAUCUUUAGUUUAGACAUGUCGGCCAUAAUGGAUUUGUAAACAAAUAAAUAACCCCAAAGUAAAGAGUCAACUUUACAUUGACAAGAAAAACAAUUAUUUUAUUUCUAAUUAUUCUACCUGAUAUAAUCGUUACAGUUAUUUGUUGCUAAAUAAUUUAAACAUAAACAAUUUUGAAAUUGGUUAAAUAUUUUGUAGUAAUAGUAUAACUGUAACAUAUAGAAAUAUCUUGGUGGUGUUCUUGUUUCUGCAGAGGGCUGAUAAAAAUACCAACAUCAUAUUGCACUAAUUUGUAAACCCAUCUAAGAGUUUAAAGCAGUAUUCAUUUCUUUUGGCCACUCGGGGGCAACAAAACAAACUAAAACUCAACAUUAACAUCAGAAGAAGAAGCACACGUAUUUGCAAACAGUUGCUUACUUACUGUACGUUCAGACCGAAACGCUCUGGCAGCUCUGUCGAGAGGUUUGUGGACACGCUGACGUAGAUGAAAUAGACAUCUAGCUGCUAGCAAGUUUGUUCAGGAUGGUUGGUUUUGUAAAAACUUUAUUUAAAUGGCCUGAAAAGCAAACACUCAUGUCCACCGGUAUCUUUGUAAAAGGGUUUAAGUUAACUUUAACGUUAGCGUUACCGACUGAUUUGCAUUAAGUUGUAACGCAACUGGGGGAAAUCCCGCCACCACAAUUUUCAGUUGUUCCUCUAUUGUUCCGAUGUUUGAUGGGAACAAAACACGGUUGUGUUCUCUAGCGUUCUCAAAGCGCAGCACUUCCACAUUCUGAUUGGUUGCCGCCAAACCGUGUCAUAGCUCAUUACCAUGAAGUCGCCUGGACUUCAACUUCUUCUGAUGCCCACACCCCCCAUGUCGCGCCGCCAACGGCCACGCUGCUGUUCGCCGCCAAGAGUGAUGUUUUCGCCGCUUUCGGUCUGAACGUACAGUCAAACAGUUCGCAGACAGAGCAACAUUAACUCUUGUUUGAAGUUUCGUUUCAAGUUGUUUGAGUGUAAAAUGUAAAAUUCAUUCUUCUUUGAUAAACUGGUGAAUAUCUGGCCCCUUCUUCACCAGAUCGUCUCUUACUGUGUCCGUCCUUUAGUGAUGGGCGACACGGGGAACUGUGAAACAAUAUGUCUGAAGAAAAGAAAAAUGCAGCCCUGAGAGAAAAACUCUGUAUUUGUUUCAGAUGUGUAUUUAUUUUGUUAUUAAAACA